GCUCUACAGUCGCGUAUUCCCACACAGCACGAGCAAACGGUAGUCGCUUUCAGCACGGGACAGAUCCUCUACAGUACACCCUCGUACUGCAAUAUGGCGACAGAGUUUCACAACCUUCAGGAGCUGAGGCACAGUGCAUCGCUGGUCACUAAGGUGUUUGUACAGAGAGACUACAGCGAAGGAACCAUCUGCCGCUUCCAGGCCAAGUUCCCCUCAGAGCUCGACAACAGGAUUGAGCGAACCUUGCUCGAGGAGACGGUGAAGACCCUAAACUCUUAUUAUGUGGAGGCAGAAAAAAUUGGAGGUCAGUCAUACCUGGAAGGAUGUCUGGCUUGUGCAACAGCGUAUAUCGUCUUCCUCUGCAUGGAAACACGCUAUGAGAAGGUGCUAAAGAAGAUUACAGGCUACAUCCAGGAGCAGAAUGAGAAGAUCUACGCUCCCAGAGGUCUGCUGCUCACAGACCCCGUAGAGAGAGGAAUGAGGGUUCUAGAGAUCAGUGUGUUUGAAGACCGGGGCUCGGGCAGCUCCAGUCCCAGCAGCAGCUUGUCGUCGGCAGGCAGCAGUGCUCGGUGACUGGAGGGGCAGCGCCAGGCUUACGGGUACCACCACAGGGGCAGCGGGACGCUUACCAACAUCCGCAUGCUGAAACAUGAGAGCACCAGGUUCUAAGACAAGUGGAGAACAAAAAAGGCGAGGAGGUGAUCCACAGCACUCACACGCUCCCUGCUGGGGCCUACGACGUACCACCUCAAGAACAGUAUCUGGCUUGCACACUGGAUAACAGAAUAAAAACAAGUGCAGCAGAACCCACACGUAGGCAGUAGACACAUGCCAACAUCCGGGGGGAAUAUCUUUCACUGUCCACCAGCUAUCCAAACCAACAUUAUCAUGAUUUCUUUUCUUCCAAUCUUUCCAUUGCCUUUUCUCUUAUUCCAUCACGCCUGUUUCCAUGACUCACAGCAUCUCUGUCGCAGAGCUGAUUCACCAGGCUUAUUCUUGAUUAGACUGGAUGUCAAUGCUUGAUUGUUUUCACUAUUACUAUGGUAGUGUAGUCUUAGGUCUGUGUAGCAGCUCUGAAAAUCUGGAAGGAGGAAAACUACCGGCCUCCAGGGAGACCCAAUGUUCUCCGGUCUCGCUGAAUGAUUGCAUUCAUGUCAGGUGGUUAGGGUCAAGCUGCUUUAAAUGCUGGCAAAUUGGGCCUGCUGUGGAACUGCCCGGUUCUAUGCUCUGUUCACAUGCAUUUGGCUUCGAUAUCAGAGAGCACCUUGGAUUAUUUAUCCUUCCCAUUCACAGCAGUGGAUAGUAGUGAUCCACAUCACAGCUGUAGGUCACACUCCUACACACACACACACACACACACACACACACACACACACACACACACACACACACAUAUGCAUACAAAUGUACACAACCGUGCCCAGGUACUCAUACAGACAGUAGCGAGGGGACAUGCAUGCACAUGCAUACACACACACACACCUGUGGCUAGUGGCCAUGCGUUCCAUUACACAGAUUCUGGCAGAUGUGGAGUUGGAGUCGACCUGGAGCCUGCGCUAGAUUCCCUGGAAGUGUGUACAUACAUACAAUACCUGAACCUCUAUUACUAUGUCUAUACUACUGAUGUAGAUGCAUAUCAUUACUAAUGAUACAAAUAAAAAGAAAUAGACAUUUAGAAGAUGUUUGUAUCUGACAUGCACACGACAACAUUGAGACAUACUGAGAGAUGUUGAUGCAGAUGAAUAUUUCAGAUUAGAAACUUUUCUAUCAUCAAAGGAUCUCAGUUCAUUGGUACCAUCUGUCAUUUGUUAUGUAUUAUCAGAAAGAUAGGGGUCAGUUUUUGUGUUAUUGUAUCAGUGAAACACAGUUGUAGCUCCCUCUAGGGUCAGACUGACGAAGUUCUGCACUUCUGAAAGAAAAAUCACCAAAAAGAUUGAGUCUAAAGAUAAAGAUAGUAUAUUCAAAUCAUUUCUAGCUCCUUAAUGAAACCUAGUGUUUAUAACACUACUUAUUCACACUGCCGCACUGCCCGGCUCCUUUCUAAUACAAUAUCUUCAGUACACACAAGACAAUGCAGCGUGAGGAGCAUACUUUCUGUGUCUCAUUGUGGGAAACAGUGCAUCAUGUCUGGCUUGUAUGUGUGUGGAGGCUGAGGAGACAAAAGAUGAUCAUUGUGUAGCAAAAAUGUUGAUGCCAAUAGCCAGCGCACCCACACAACGUCAAACAAAAGACCUGGAAAAAAAUAAUCCCUGUUUCAGUGUCUGCAUAUUGUAUUUCUGUUUGCAUAGUUUCUGUCUUCUUUCAUUCUUUUUUUUCCAUUUUCAGUUGUUUCUUUGACCUCGCCUCACACCAUGAUCGCAAAACCCUCGGCCUUGCAACCAGCCUUGUGUACUUUUAUCAGAGCAGUGUCAUGCUGAAGUUAAACUGCUCACUAGAAAGUCGUUGUAGAAUUUAAGAUGUUUUGCUUCAGUGGAUAGUUUAAUUUCAUCUGGACAUUUUACUACCUGGAUGAGUGGGAUGACCCUACAAAGACAGUUUACCACAGCAGUUGAGUGCAGUUGUGCUCGUGUUCAGCCUCCUGUUCUUUUUGAUGCCUUCAUGUUUCAUCCCAGUGGAAUGGAUACCCAACCUGGGGCUGACGGACUGACCAGUUACAAACUGACUUAACACUGCCAAUAAGCAAAUAAAGGAGCUCAUUGGACAAUGUAUAAAGCAAACAUGUGUACACACACCGAGUGUGUACGAACUGUACAGGAGAAGAACUGCACUGUACAUGCUUGUCAAUGAUUAUCCAUGCUGAAUUUGUGGAUGGAAAUGCCAUAAUGCUAUUUAAUUCCAAAACAUUACUGUUGCCCAGUAUUAGUUCCUAAAUACAUUUCUAAUGUUUUGAUAUCCUCUCUAAUUUGGGCAUCAAGUGUCAGAGCAGCUAUUAAAGCAUAUCGUCUGUACAGCUAUGCGCUGCUGUGUAUCUUCUGUAAAAUGAAGAUGACGUUUAGUUCUGUGCUGAAUAGUGUUGAUAAUGUAGCGUAUGAUAUUGUAAUAAUAAUAACAAUGUCAGUUGUUAUUGUGGAGGUAAAAAGAAGGGUGAUGAUGAUCCUCAGGGGGAAGUCUGAAAUGUGACUAAAGUUCUUAAACGAUGAGUUCACAUUAACCAUGCUGACAGCUGUAGCGAUGGUGCUGUUGGUCUUUUGGUUGGCCUUCCACUUUACAGACUGAAUAUUAAAAAUAUCUCAACAAAUAUUGGAUGGAUUGACAUGAAAAUGGAUGAAUGUUACUGACUUUUAGUCUUGUUUUAUGUUGCUCCCAUAAACUAUAUGCACCGAAAGAGCAGGAACAAUUAAGGGAGGAAUGUUUACAGCAUCAAAUAAUCAUUUGAAUAAUGACAUGGGUGUCUAAGGAGUGUAUUAUAAUAACCUUGACGCGAUCUGAACCUAUCCUUUAGGGCUGAGGUGAAAAAGAAGCACUGUGUGCCACAUUUUAAGGCGUUAUGUAGCUUGUUCUUUCAAGAAUGACUUCUUUGAUUAAUGAGGAAAACCGAGGGAGUAAAGAUUAUGAUAUUAAAUGUAUUCUCGUUAAAAGAUGUACAUUGAGAUAUACAGUAAAUACAUUAUCACGGAGCACAGUAAACUCCUUGAUCCUCUAUCAUGCUAACUAUCAAGAUAACCUCUGUGCCAACACUUGUCUGAGGAGGAGAUAAAACUUGUGGGCCAAGUGAUGAUGUAUAGUCCAUUUCUGUAUGUAAAUUCCCGUUUGUCAUAUAUUUAUCUUGUACAAUAUUUUAGAGUGCAGCAAGUUGGUCCAGAGACGUGGAGUCACCAGUACUGUAUGUGUGUUAUGCUGUUACAAGUGAGAGAUUGUUCAUAGUGCAAUAUGAUGUGUUCCUAAAACUGUAAAAGAUUAUGUGUACCAACCUCGGGGAGACUAAACCUGCAUUGAUGUUUAAUGCUGCAUGAUGUGUGUAAACAAAGAAAGUGCCAGACGACAGUAAGUGUAAUCCCUGAUCAACAAAAAGUCCCUCGGUUGUGCUGCUAAGAGAGAGCAAUUUAUAUCUUAUCUUGAUGCUAUUUAUGUGUUUACAUCAAAUUAUUUAUGAAUUGAAAUGGAUUCAUAUUUUGUUUUCCCAAAGCCUGUGGAGAAGAGUUUCAACUGUCUCCAAGAGAUGAAUAAAGUGUCAGUUAAAUG
Molecule: messenger RNA, 4182 nt
Organism: Cottoperca gobio
Lineage: Eukaryota; Metazoa; Chordata; Actinopteri; Perciformes; Bovichtidae
Gene: golga7bb
Product: golgin A7 family, member Bb
Exons: 5
Coding region: 94-573 (159 amino acids)
Biological process (GO): protein targeting to membrane; peptidyl-L-cysteine S-palmitoylation
Cellular component (GO): palmitoyltransferase complex
Source: RefSeq, a predicted model, not a curated record